Messenger RNA from Malaya genurostris, 2174 nucleotides. It is a transcript of the gene shop, whose product is annotated as sulfite oxidase, mitochondrial. Gene Ontology annotation, molecular function: molybdenum ion binding; oxidoreductase activity. The record is from RefSeq and is a predicted model, not a curated record. NCBI's taxonomy places the organism in Eukaryota, Metazoa, Arthropoda, Insecta, Diptera, Culicidae. Gene Ontology annotation, cellular component: mitochondrion. Bases 378 to 2102 code for a protein of 574 amino acids. The transcript is spliced from 4 exons.
CGCACAUUCAAUAUUGCUUCUAUCACUGUACUGUUAUCAGUGCCAAACGUCAGAAGCUACCCAGCAGCCGAAAAUGUAAUCGCGCUAAGUAUCAAAACUUCACUGUCGACAGUCGAAAAGCAUCGUGGACGGUUCCUAAAUCGUAAUAUUUGAAAACAGAUAAAGGCGUAAGAAAGUGAAAAAUUAUCGUAUUAUUGGUUCGCCAAAGUCCGGUUACUUGUUCUGUGUAUAUCAUCUUUUGAAUUUUUCGCAAACAAGGUCAUUUUUGUUUUUUUCUUGUGACUACUUAAAGUGAAUGUGAUUGUGUGAUUGUGGAUUUCUCGUGUUUCUGUGGAUUCGACUACCGCAACAGUUCAUCUCGACGCGUAAAAGUGGAAAUGUUGUCGCGUAGUGUGCUCUGUGCAACCAGGUUACGAUCGAAAUCGAUACCAAGGCGAAUAUUACUUGCUCAAAAUGGGUUCCAUCUUCACGACAGAGCAAGUAGCUAUGAUUACCAGAAGUUUUCGUCGGGUAACGAACCACCAAAAAAUAGAUACAGUGCCCUUACGUCCACUGCGAUUUUGAUUGGUGGUUCCCUGGUAACAUACUGGAUCGUAAAAUAUUUAAAGAAAGAUUCCAACAAUGUGUUCACAAUACCAGCCACACAUUCGAAAAAACCGUCGGACCAAACGCAGGAUAUCCGCAAUGCACACAACAAACUACGUAAGGACCUCCCGGUGUUCACCUUGGAGGAAAUUGGCAAACACAACUCACUGCAAGCUGGCAUUUGGGUAACGUACGGCAUUGGUGUGUACGAUAUUACUUCGUUUGUUCCGAAACAUCCGGGAAGCGACAAAGUAAUGCUUGCAGCAGGUAGUGCGAUCGAUCCGUUCUGGCACAUUUACCAGCAGCACAACACCGAACAAAUUCUCAAGCUGCUGGAGUCAUUCCGAAUCGGAAACUUGAAGAAAGAGGACGUUGUUGGUACCCAAGAUCAAGGCAAUCCAUGGGCAGCUGAACCGAAACGGCACCCCAUCCUGAAGCCGGCCGCGCAAAAACCAUUCAAUGCGGAACCUCCACCAUCGGUGUUGGUCGACAGUUUCCUGACUCCGAAUGAGUUUUUCUACGUGAGAAAUCAUCUGCCGGUUCCAGAGGUAGAUAUCAACGAAUAUGAACUUAACGUUGAAAUAGAACUAAAUGGUAAGAGUAAAACUCUUAAAUUCGAGGAUUUGAAAAAGUUCCCAAAACAUAGCGUAACGGCCACGAUCAUGUGUGGAGGUAAUCGCCGAGGAGAAAUGAUGAAAAUUAAUCCCAUUAAAGGUCUUCCUUGGGGACCCUCUGCAGUUGGUAAUGCCAAAUGGAGUGGUGUCCGACUAGCAGAUCUGCUGAGAGAAAUGGGUGUUGAGUCGGAUGAGAACAGUCAUGUACACUUUGAAGGAUUAGACACCGAUCCUACAUACACACCGUACGCAGCGUCAAUUCCACUGUCGAAGGCGAUUGACCCUCGUGGAGACGUGUUGUUAGCAUACGAAAUGAAUGAUCAGCCUUUGAAUCGAGAUCAUGGAUAUCCUGUCAGAGUAAUCGUACCAGGUGUCGUAGGUGCUCGGAACGUUAAAUGGUUAGGCAGAAUCGUAGUCUCCAAAGUAGAAUCGGAUUCACACUGGCAGAGAAAUGACUACAAGUCGUUCAGUCCAAGUACCGAUUGGGAUACGGUUGAUUUUGAUACGGCACCCGCGAUUCAGAACAUGCCGGUUACAUCCGCUAUCUGUAGUCCGGCGGAUGGCGAACAGGUGAAAUCUCAUAACGGGUACGUCACGGUCAAGGGGUACGCUUGGUCCGGCGGUGGUCAAAAAGUUAUUCGUGUGGAUGUGACGGUUGAUGGAGGCAACAGUUGGAUAGUGGCUGAAUUGGACAAAGUUGAGAACGACACCGGAAGAGGUCGACACUGGUCUUGGUCCUUGUGGAAGGUGAAAAUUCCCGCUAAACCAGGCCAAAAACUGGAAAUCUGGGCCAAAGCUGUUGACGAUAACUACAAUUUACAACCGGAAUCAUUUAAAAAUAUUUGGAACCUAAGAGGAGUGGUCGGUAAUGCUUACAGCCGCGUCAAGGUUGAUGUUAAAUGAGUUCAAUCGUUUAGUUAUUAGGUUGUGAAAAAAAGAGAUAAUAAAUUGUUUUAGUACCGAAGACAUCUUCAA